Molecule: messenger RNA, 1476 nt
Organism: Vitrella brassicaformis
Lineage: Eukaryota; Vitrellaceae
Source: the annotation of a GenBank genome assembly
CCAACCAACGAAACAGCCGACCCCCACAGCACCAUGAAUCCUACAGAAACAUCCCCCCUCCCCUCUGUCAGUCACAAAGCAGGACAGGCGAGCAUCACAGGCCAGGCUAACGAAUUAAGGCACACUGGCAGCCACCUAUGAAAGAGCAACCGAUCGGCCGGUCAGCCAGUCAGUCAGUCAAUCAAUCAAUUCCGUCACACCCACAGUCGCUUUGGCCGUUGGUUGACAGACAAACGCCAUUACCUACCAGCGACACAUGACCGCUCCCCCACCCCUCAGAAUACAUUCCCCACCCACAGCCACCAACGCACUCACACCAUAGGUAGCCAAGUCGAGUCCAGUGGCCUUCCUCCUCUCGCUCACGUGUGUGUAUGCCUCAGGCGGGCGCAACGUAGGACGGUGGUGGGGAUGGAUACGCACUUAUGCACCUCAGCCGAUGUUCUCAAAGCAAGGCGUUGCUCACGCGCAGUGCCCAGAUGCAGAAGGCGAGCGCAGCGGCCGCACCUAUGAUCAAGAAGACAUGCUCCCAAAACGACAUGAGCCUCCCCAAUUCUCCGUGCAUCAACAUGAGGGGGGGUCCUAGCACCGCCACUACGACUGCGCAAAAGCUGCAGAGGGUACCCAUGAAGCUGAGGAUCCAGAGGGGGACCAUGGCCGCCUUCACGAACCCCCCACCGGCUUGGUACCACUUCUUCAGACGCUCAUUCGCUCGGGCGAGGGCUCUCUCACUGGCCUGGAAUCGGUCCUCGAGAGCCACGAUGGCCUUGUCUCUCUGCUGCAGGGCCUCUGUGGUGUUGUGAAGGUCCUCCGUGAGGCGCGCGACCUGCUCGUGGAAGGCCGUGAUUGCGGCAGUCUUAUUCUUCAGAUCCGCGGUGGCCGUUGCCAGAUCCGCUGUGGCCGUUGCCAGCUGAUCCUGGAGAAGCACGUUUGCCGCCUCCUUCUCACCCAUGGCCACCUCGUGUUGGCCGAUCAGUGCGUCCUUGUCCACCAGGUGCUGCUGCAGGGCCUUGAUUGUUGCCUCGUGAGCCACCAGCUGCACACGGUUGAUGUCGCCAAUGACAACGUGAGCCCAUGCGGCACCGCCAAGCACCACUAGUAGAAGGAACAGCAGGCAGUUGGCGCCGCCAGAGGCUGGGAGGGUGAUGGUGAUGCUGCCCUUGGCGGCUCUCUCCGCUCGAAUGAGUUGAUCUCCCGCCUCCUCCAGUGUCAUGACGCGAGGCGACGAGCCCAUCAUAACACCUGAACCGACUCAGAGAUGCAUCCACACAAGCACAGCCGCCGCGCCUGAAAUCAGGACCAAAGGUCAGACGAAUUCAUUUCAACAGCGUCCGAUCUAUCUCAGCGGCUCUGACCCGUCGGGCCGGGACCUCGGUGUCCGUUAACGAACGAACGAAUGAACGAACGUUCUUGGAGGGAAGGGUCGUUUGCGAGCUCGAGGAUCUCUGCUGGCUUCUUCUCAGCUCGCUGUUCGUCCAU